Arabidopsis lyrata subsp. lyrata is the source of this 1514-nucleotide messenger RNA. RefSeq lists its product as uncharacterized. Lineage: Eukaryota; Viridiplantae; Streptophyta; Magnoliopsida; Brassicales; Brassicaceae. Bases 64 to 1218 code for a protein of 384 amino acids. The record is from RefSeq and is a predicted model, not a curated record. Gene Ontology annotation, molecular function: phosphatidic acid binding. The transcript is spliced from 2 exons.
UUUUAUCAUUUUGAUUAGAUCCAAGGAAAAAGUAAAAAACACAGAGAAGCUUCUUCUAAAACGAUGCCGUACUACACAAGAGACGAAGACGAUGUCGACGAUUUCGAUGAGUUUGAUCCAACGCCGUACAGUGGUGGUUACGACAUCACGGUGAUUUACGGCCGUCCGAUUCCACCUUCCGAUGAGACUUGUUACCCUCUCUCAUCUGGUGUCGAUGAUGAUUUCGAAUACGAGAGACCUGAAUUUACUCAGAUCCAUGAGCCUUCUGCUUACGGAGAUGAAGCUCUUAACACUGAGUACAGUAGCUAUUCUCGACCCAAGCCACGACCCGCAUUUCGACCCGAUUCAGGUGGUGGUGGCCAUGUUCAAGGUGAAAGACCAAAUCCUGGUUAUGGAUCUGGAUCCGGUUAUGGGAGGAAACCGGAAUCGGAGUAUGGAUCCGGUUAUGGUGGUCAGACGGAGACUGAAUCUGGAUACGGUGGACAAACGGAGGUGGAGUAUGGUCGGAGACCUGAACAGAGUUAUGGAUCUGGUUAUGGUGGAAGGACGGAGACUGAAUCGGAGUAUGGAUCUGGUGGUGGUGGAAGAACUGAGGUUGAGUAUGGUCGGAGACCUGAAUCUGGAUAUGGUGGGAGAUCGGAGACUGAGUAUGAGCGUAAGCCUAGCUAUGGAAGGUCUGAGGAACAAGAAGAAGGUUAUAGAAAGCCUAGCUAUGGAAGAUCUGAGGAACAAGAGGAAGGUUAUAGGAAGCCAAGUUAUGGAAGAUCUGAAGAACAAGAGGAAGGUUAUAGGAAGCCAAGUUAUGGAAGAUCUGAGGAAGAAGAGGAAGGUUAUAGGAAGCCUAGCUAUGGAAGAUCUGAGGAAGAGGAAGGAAGUUACAGGAAACCUAGUUAUGGGAGGUCUGAGGAUCAGGUGGAGAGUUACAUUAAGCCUAGCUAUGGAAGAUCUGAGGAACAGGAGGAAGGAAGUUAUAGGAAGCCUAGCUAUGGGAGGUCUGAGGAGCAGGAAGAGGGGAGUUACAGGAAGCCUAGCUAUGGCCGUGGAAAUGACGAUGAUGAUGAUGAGCAGCGUAGGAACCGUUCUGGUUCUGGUGAUGAUGAGGAAGGGAGCUAUGGCCGCAAGAAAUAUGGUGACAAUGACUCUGAUGAGGAUGAGGAGAAGAAGAAGCACCGUUACAAGCAUCACCACCAGAGACGUCGUGAUGAAGACGAUGACUAAAACCUCUCAGUACUUGAGAGUGUAUUGAGAAAGUGUGUUUGCCUAGCUUCAAAUAACUACUAAAUAAAGAGCUAAGUCACAUAUCUUUCUACAUAAUAUCUUUCGAUGUUGGUGUUGUGUUUGUUUGAAUCUCUGUAUUACUGCAGAGUCUGAGUUUGUACUGGUUCAUAAUAAGACCUUGAAGUUGUAUUGGGUCACCAUGUAACUGGUGCUACUCUGUUUCGUUAUCUAUCUAUUGUUUGUGUUAUGAUUUACUUUUAUAUCCUUAUAUGAUUAUGAUGAUUCAUUUCGUGUAA